AUGAUUGCGUUACAAAAUCACGCUAUCUUGCCUCCUCCCGCCAAAGUGGAUAUCUCACUGCUGCUGAAGCCUCAGGAUGAAGAGGAAGCCGCCUCGGUGACUACAGCGCCUAGCUACCCACCCAGCGCAAUCCCGCCACCCUCGGUGGCACCGACGUUGCCAGUAGCUGCCCCAGCGUCGUUGUCCUCGGUCCCUCCAGUGCCCCAGCUUACGUCCAAGAUCCCGGCUACGGUGCCUGCCAAGCGCCUUCAACCUGCCCACACAGCAGAGUCGCCGGCUAAAAAGCAAUCCAAGUGGUCCCCGGAGGAGGAUGCCUUGAUCAUUGAGCUACGAGGGAGUGGCAUGAAAUGGGAGGAUAUCAGCAAGCGGCUUCCUGGCCGAAGUGCCAUCAGUUGCCGUCUACACUAUCAAAAUUAUUUGGAACGCAGAAGUGAGUGGGAUGAGGACAAGAAGAACAAACUUGCGAGGUUAUACGAAAGAUUCAAAGCAGAGAUGUGGUCAAAGGUAGCAGAGGAGAUGGCCAUUCCGUGGAGGGCUGCAGAAGCCAUGCACUGGCAACUGGGGGAACAGGAAAUGAUCCACCAGCGCCCCGAGCUCGCAGAGCCAGCACGUCUCUAUCUCGACCUAGAAAAGGAUCGACAUCUCAAGAACUUACCGCUGGAGUUCCUGCAUUUGCACCGCACCCAACUUUUCCGGCUCCUCGCGAACCCUAUAGAUUGGGGCGACCUUUGGACCUGGGUGGUCACAGUGGUCAUUUGGGACCCAACCUCGGUCUGCCCCCUCGAACCCUCCCGUAGAGGGUAUGGAGAAAACGAUGUCUAUGCCUGUGUGUUUUGCGUUAUUACGAAUUGCAUAGCGCUGGGCUUUUCAUAUAAGAGCUCUUCCGAGUGCGUGUGCACCUUCGAGAGGAGGCCUCAAUUUGACGAGUCCAAUGCUCGUAUCGUCAUUCCUGUCGUGAGUGCUAUGCAGAUGUGGGAGACGGGCUUCGAGGCUGGAUCUCGAUGA
Aspergillus vadensis CBS 113365 is the source of this 1005-nucleotide messenger RNA. Its product is annotated as MYB DNA-binding domain protein. NCBI's taxonomy places the organism in Eukaryota, Fungi, Ascomycota, Eurotiomycetes, Eurotiales, Aspergillaceae. Gene Ontology annotation, biological process: regulation of DNA-templated transcription. Gene Ontology annotation, cellular component: nucleus. Gene Ontology annotation, molecular function: RNA polymerase II cis-regulatory region sequence-specific DNA binding; DNA-binding transcription factor activity, RNA polymerase II-specific. The coding region runs from base 1 to 1005 and encodes 334 amino acids. The transcript is spliced from 6 exons. The record is from RefSeq and is a predicted model, not a curated record.